Molecule: messenger RNA, 6445 nt
Organism: Puntigrus tetrazona (Sumatra barb)
Lineage: Eukaryota; Metazoa; Chordata; Actinopteri; Cypriniformes; Cyprinidae
Gene: slx4
Product: SLX4 structure-specific endonuclease subunit homolog (S. cerevisiae)
Exons: 13
Coding region: 393-5597 (1734 amino acids)
Biological process (GO): DNA replication; interstrand cross-link repair; meiotic DNA double-strand break processing
Cellular component (GO): Slx1-Slx4 complex; nucleus
Molecular function (GO): enzyme binding
Source: RefSeq, a predicted model, not a curated record
CCGCACGUCACCGGAAGUAGACAGCGGCGGCUGCGGGACGGUAUUUUGAACAACAUUAGCCGCUGCUGCAGAACAUUUCAUGAGAAACUCGCUGUUUUGCGACAUUAAAUUAUCUGUUUUAAAGACAUAUACUAAAGUGCGUUAUGCUAACAGUCUGUGCCGAAGUUGUUAUGGAAUAAGUCGUCGUACAAAUACGUUAACCGAUAUUAUUACGCUCGAAUACUAGCAGAUUGAAACGUAAACAAAGGUGAACGUUUUCUAUAAAAUGCGUUUCAAGAGAUUAGCGUGUAGCUUCGCGCAUGUUUCCGCAAUAUUAAAUACAAGUGAUCUAUAAAUAUGGAUCCGUAUAAGAACCGACACAUGCGAUAGAUCAUGUGUGUGAUUGGCUCAUCAUGGACGACUCAGACCAGGACUUCACCGAGCUCUGCUCUCGUCUCCUUAAAAGAGUGAAGAAGAGAGGAGCAGGAGGAUCUGGAGAUGAAAAGAGAUCGGCGACCAAGGAUGAGCAGCCAUCCUCCCCCUCUUCUAGAAGAAACCCACCCAAGAGGAGAAAGAAGACCGAUAGGACUGAAGUGAAGAGUGGGAUCAACGGCAGGACUCAAGCUGCAGGGUCCGGCGGUGUUUCUCAGCCCGUGCCUGAAGUGCCUGGCACAGGGAAAGUCAAAGACGCGGUGAUCCGGAGAAUGCAGCGGUUUAAGAGAGCCGGUCCGGAGAGACUCCUGCACGCAGAGACCGAGCGGCCCACGACCUCGGAGUCUGAUGGAAAGCACCUCGCUGCUGGGAUCCAGCUCACAGAAGAUGUAAGCAGCGACGAGGCCCUGGCUCUUCAGCUUCAGCAGGAGUUGGAUCGUGAGGCUCAGUCCACUGGAGACGUGGAAGACGAAGGACUGUUCUUCUGCCAGCUCUGCCAGAAAGAUCUGUCAGCCAUGAGCCCUCCGCUGCGCACUCAGCACAUCAACAGAUGUUUAGAUGCAAGCGAGAGCAGUGCUCCUUCAGCGUCCCAUCAUCCCCAACCCAGACCACGGGUCCCAGAGUGUCCCAUUUGUGGAAAGAGUUUUAAAUCAGAAAAAAGCCGGUCUGUCCACCUGAAGCGUUGUUCGACUGAUAUGGGGGUGAAACCAAAUGACCUUCUCCAGGCUCUGAGGAGGCAAGCUGCUGAGACAGCAAGCGACAGCACAACUGACCAAUCGCAGCAGCUAGGUAGCGCUACGAUAGCUAAGAGGGAUGGCAUGGCUGCAAAAAAGAGAACCAGGAGGAAAGCCCAGAAGUUGGACGAGGACACAAUGGUGGCGCUGGCUCUGUCUCGUUCUUUACUCGAGCAGGAAGUGGAACAGGAGCGAGAGAUGCUGGCUCAGGUCUCCAGUCCUCCUGCGACGGUGGCUCCUGCCUUACAGUGGAAACCUGGAGCAGGUAAGGGUCGUGGGAAGAGAAGGAAGGGAGCGUCUCCUGUCCACCCACCACUUCUCCUCAUCCAGGACCCUCAGGCAGCACUGAACCGUCUGCAGGAGCGGGUUUCGUCUCUCUUGCUUCGUUCCAGACCCCCCUCUCCUCCAACACCAACCUUAUCCCCCACCACGCUUUCUCUUCAUCCUCACACCCCGCUCUGGGACAGAAGUGCUCUUCGUGGAGGAGGGCCAGAUGAAAUGUCAGAGUUUUACACUUCAGAACUGAGCAACUUCAUACAGCCAUGGGUUGCACCGGAGAGAGAAAAGGUCAAGACUCUUGAAGUAACUCCAGUCAAGAAAUGUCUAGCUGAGGCUGAUCCAGUCCAGGAAAAGCUUUCAGAUCAAAGUCCGGCACAACACCAGGCUACCCGUCCCUUCACCCCCUGUUCGGGUACACCAGGCCCCCAGGCUCUGCAGGACCUGAUGGAGCUCGCAGAGGAAGGCAUGACCCUCACCCAGUAUAGAUACACUGCGUACACCGCCGCAGGGGACAAGUCAGUUAAAGACAAUGCAGUGAAUGAACUUCCUUCAAGUGGCUUUGUUCCAGAGACAAAAGACAAGACGCGCAAGAAAACCCCAGCGUGUGCUUCAAAGUUAGCGUCAGAUCUGAGCAGCAUGGUGAACAACCCUCAGCUCAGCGAUGUGCAGUUACAGGUGGACAGUGGGGACGUUUUCUUCACACACUCGUUUAUGCUGUACACACGAUGCCCUCUGCUGGCCAACAUGGUCCAUGACUCAGGUUUUGGUGUUCAGGAGGAGGGUAUGCCUGUUUCUCAGAGGGUGCUGUUGGGUAAUGUUGUUGGGGAGGCAGUACUGGCAUUCCUGCAGUAUCUUUACACAGCCCACUGUCCUCUGACAAACACACUGCUACCCCACAUACAGGAGCUUGCAAACAGGUUUGGUUUGGCUGAGCUGCAGCAGCAGUGUGAAGAAUAUUCUGCAAGUGUGGAGGAAAACCCAAGAGAGGAGUCUGAAGUGUAUCCAGCACCUGAGCCUCAUUUCGGGGACCAAGAAGACCAGAACUUGGCAGAAAGCAACUUCUUGGAGCUUCUCCAAUCAAUGUGGCAGCACGGGGACAGCGGAGAAGAGGAUGAUUUCAAAGAGACUGCCAGAGAAGAAAGAGACACGGAAGAGGAGCGAGAGGGGGAAGAUGGAGAAAAAGAGGACCGGGUGGAUGAGGAAGAGCUUGACGAGAUUUAUGAGUUUGCAGCAACACAAAGGAAGAUGGAGACUAUGUUGGAGCCUGCGACUGAGACCACCGAGGAAGAGGAGGGAGAUGCAACCACAUCCCUUGGAAAUGAGAAUAAGGGUGAGACGGAAGACAGGAAUGACACAGAAUCCCUCCUAGAGAAAUCUGCCGGCAGUUGCCAUAGUAACAAACAAGGCGUGGAUGGGACAGAGGCUGCCAUGGUAACAAGGCCAAAAGGAAACCUUAAAAACCCCAAUUCAGAGAUUGAGAGAGUUUGUUUGAUUUCAAAAUUAGAAGAAAACAAAGACCCGGAUGCCAGUCUAGACAAGAGCUAUGACCGUUUAUUCUCCCAGUCUGUAGGGGAAUACAUAGAACCGAUACAAACGCCAGCGUCCUGCUCUCAGCAGCAGCGUUACAAGCCAUCGCACACUCUACAGAAAAACACACCUGCCCCGUUUCGUCCUUCAUGUGUUAGUGAGGUAAUCGACCUCUCCAUAAGCCCUCCACCAAGCUUAGAUGUGUCAGGUGAGACUAGCUUCCCCAUGCCUGGAGUGUCUCCUGUCCCUCAUGACGGUGAACACAAAGAUAAAUCUCCACUAGCAAAAGACAAUUCAGUAUGCCAGAAAAUUGAAAACCCUGCUUCCCCUCCAGAAUCUCAAAGCAAACAGGUUGAGCUCAUCGUUCUUUCAGAUUCUGGUGAUGAAAUGGAUGUAGACAAUGGCCACAUUGCUGUUAACACUAAACAUGCUCAGUCUCCUAUCGAAUCUCCUUUGGAACCUCUUCAGAUGUCCACAAACUAUGCUUGCAAAGUCACAGAGAGCAGUUUCAAAGAAUCUGGAUCCCAAAGCCAUGCUGACAAACAGGUAGAUUCUUUCAAGCAGGUGUCAACAGAUAGAGAAACCAGAUCUGAUCGAUCAGAGCACUGUAGCCCUAGGAUUGCCAAUGAAAGCGUGUUUGAUGGCUCCGCUGAGGUUUCCUGGCUGAUUCCUGCCACUCCGAUGCCAUCCACACGCUGUAGCUCUGCCCAGACAUGCAUCAGCAUGCGCCGAACCCAACUCUUCCCCAAAUCAUUGUCUUCUUCAUCCUCUUCCUCUGUCUCAGGUGGUUUGAAAUCUGCUAGCCUCAAUUCUUCAAGCAGCUGCAUAAAAGCUGUACCCUUGACCAAAUCAGAUCUGAGUCCCUCUAAAAAACAUUUUAGCUCUGAUAUGGAUCACUCUCCAGGUUAUAAGAGACCACUUCACCAUCUAAGACUGUCUCAGGUUCCUUCUACAGAUGUUUCCGAUGGCUCCCACAUUGAACAUCCAGCCCAGGGUGUCUCCAAGCCCUCAAGUAGCACUCCUCUCCAUUCAGACUCUUCCAUACGAUGUCAGAUCCCGUUUGGCUCCCCUGUGGUCAAAGACUGUGAGGUUGGGCUCAGGGAUAGUAGAGGUAAUUCUAGAUCCUUUGGCAGUCAGGGAAAAGUUGGCUUGCUUUCUCUACAGUUGAGUUCUCCUUUCUCUAGUAAGAAACUUGAGAUGAAUCAGAGCUCUCUUGAGCAGGGAUGCUCCAGUCUGUCUCAGAACUCUCAAAGCUGCAGUCCUCCAGAAAGAUCCAGAAAGAGUAACAAUGCUGGGGUAGAGCGAAUGGAUUUGGGAGAGAACUCAAAUCAAGGUGAAGAAGAAUUGGUGGAUGCUGCAGGAAACUCAUUUAGUGACAUGGAUGAGCCUGGGAGAAGAGUAGGAGAAGAAAAUCCAAAUCAAGGUUUUGAGGGACUAGUGGAUAUUGCGGGAAACACAUUCAACAAUAUGGAUGCGACUGGAAGAGCAGAAGAAGAGAAUCUAAAUCAAAGUGUUGCCGAAGUGGUGAAUAUUGGAGGAAACUCAUUUUAUUGCAUUGAUGAGCCUCCUAUAGCGUUUGAUGACUCAUGGGGUUUGGAUGGAGGAGUUGGAAGCCAGAAGCCCCGCUUUAGUCUACGGCUUGACAGCAGCGGAGGUACAGUCAGUCCGCCAGGUCUCGAGGGUAAAGAACUAACGUCCACCUCUCCUCUUGCAACUGGAACUCGGACCAAAACUCCUGAUCCAAGUCCAGGUCCAUUUAAUCACAGCCUACCUGAUCCUGACAUAUGGGAUGAUUGGAAAGAAGAGGAGGAUGUGGCUUCCCUUCCUCUUUCCCAGAGAUUAACAGCUCCCUCGGCCAAGAGAGUUGCAGAACUUAAGACUCCGGUUGCUUGCAGAAAGAGGAAUAAAGUACCACUGGUGCCCAUAACUCCCAUGCCAGGCUUUUCAGAUAUGGACACACCAGAGCUCAAAAACAGACUUAACAGGUUCGGCGUGCGUCCGCUGCCCAAGAAGCAGAUGGUUCUGAAGCUGAAAGAGAUCCAUCAAUACACCCACCAGCUGCAGAGCUCUGAGUCAGAGGAGGAGACCUCAGGACCCAAACGCCCCCCGAUCGCCUCUAGCUCCCAGCCUGCUCCGCUCUCCUUCAAGCAGCCCGCAGCACCCCCUGCUGUCUCGCCCCUGAAACUGCCGAGCGAAGAAGAGGAGCUUUUAUCAGCCUCGCAGAACUCAAAUACAUCCUCCACUGCGGAGUCUGACAGGUCGAACCCGGAGCAGCUGUGUGUGUCCGAGGACGACGACUCGGACGGCGAGGGCUUCACGGCGUCUCAGGCUGUUGUGCGUGAGAAGGACAAACUCCUUGCGGUUCGUCAGUUCAUCCUGUCCGAGCCCGAGCUGUACGCUCGAGUGCUGCAGUACCAGCCUCUGUCGCUGGCCGAGCUGCGCUCCAGAUUGAAAGCGGCGGGAAUCAGGUUAGGUGCUGCUAAACUACUAGACUUCCUGGACUCUCAGUGCAUUACUUUCAGUACGGCCAAACAGGGCCAGAAUGCGUCUUCCCGCAGGAAACGGCGCGUGAAAACGACAACCGGCGGCGGCGCAGCCGGACGAGGAAGGAAGAAAGCAGCUAAGCCCAGUGGAGGAGCCGCAUGAGGGCAGAAAUAAAAUAAUGUAUUAAAACUACAUGAUUUUGAGAAGAAUGGUUUUCAUCUUUUCAACUAAACUAUUCCAGUGACAGGAUUGAAAAUAAAAUGCAUUCAUGUUUGUAUUUUUUAUAUCAGUUUGACAUAAUUUUUUUGUACAAUGUUUGAAAUGAAAAUAUUUUUUAAUGAAUUUAAUUUAACAUCUGGAUAAUGUUAUUAAAAGACAUUUCUUAUUGUAAGUGUCACAUGUUUGUUUACAAGAAUAGGCUGAUUUGAAGCUGUUUGAUAUUUUAUUUUUUUGAGCCUCUCAAAACAAACAAAAAGUUACGAAAACGGUAACUAAAUUUGUAGUCAAAAUAAUUUUUCAUGAAAAAAAUUAAGAUAAAAAAACAAUUUUUCACACGUUAUGGAAGCCCAUCUGCCACUGAAAAAUGAAAAGGCUAUUGCUACUUUUUUCUCAGUGUUUCAUGAUACAAACUUUUUUUGCUUAUAAUUGUGAGAUUUAAAGACAGUUGUGCGAUGUAAAGUUACAAUUUGAACUUUUAUUUCUCAGAAUUGAGCGUUUAUGUUUUGCAGUUCAGACAUUUUCCUCAAAACUAUAAAAUUUUAAAGUCCAGUUUCUACACUCAGAAUUGUGACUUGAUAUCACAAUUUUAGCUUCUGUAACUCGCAGGUUAUUUCUGAGAAUUGCAAGUUUACGUAUGAAAUGGAAGCUUGUUUCUGCCACUCAAAAAAUAAUUUAGACUUUCUCACAGUUGACUUUCUCAGAAUUAUUGCAAUUAGUUUAAUCAUUUAGUGGCACAACAGGCUUCCAUACCACACAUCUAACAUUAGCUUGUAAUGAUAUAUAUAUAUGCA